This is a messenger RNA of Staurois parvus, 567 nucleotides long. The record is from the annotation of a GenBank genome assembly. Lineage: Eukaryota; Metazoa; Chordata; Amphibia; Anura; Ranidae.
UGUCCGCAGUCUCUGGUCAUCCCUGUACUGUGUCCGCAGUUCUGGUCAUCCCUGUACUGUGUCCGCAGUCUCUGGUCAUCCCUGUACUGUGUCCGCAGUCUCUGGUCAUCCCUGUACUGUGUCCGCAGUCUCUGGUCAUCCCUGUACUGUGUCCGCAGUCUCUGGUCAUCCCUCAGUCAUCUCCUGUACUGUCCGCAGUCUCUGGUCAUCUCCUGUGCUGUCUGCAGUCUCUGGUCAUCUCCAGUGCUGUGUCCGCAGUCUCUGGUCAUCUCCUGUACUGUGUCCGCAGUCUUUGGUCAUCUCCUGUGCUGUCCACAGUCUCUGGUCAUCUCCUGUGCUGUGUCCGCAGUCUCUGACCAUCUCCUGUACUAUGUUCGCAGUCUCUGGUCAUCUCCUGUACUGUGUCCGCAGUCUCUGGUCAUCUCCUGUACUAUGUCCGCAGUCUCUGGUCAUCUCCUGUACUGUGUCCGCAGUCUCUGGUCAUCUCCUGUACUAUGUCCACAGUCUCUGGUCAUCUCCUGUACUGUGUCCGCAGUCUCUGGUCAUCUCCUGUACUGUGUCUGCAGU